Messenger RNA from Dendroctonus ponderosae (mountain pine beetle), 1989 nucleotides. It is a transcript of the gene TfIIFalpha, whose product is annotated as general transcription factor IIF subunit 1. Gene Ontology annotation, molecular function: DNA binding; RNA polymerase II general transcription initiation factor activity; TFIIF-class transcription factor complex binding. Bases 199 to 1719 code for a protein of 506 amino acids. The transcript has 10 exons. Gene Ontology annotation, cellular component: transcription factor TFIIF complex; nucleus. Lineage: Eukaryota; Metazoa; Arthropoda; Insecta; Coleoptera; Curculionidae. The record is from RefSeq and is a predicted model, not a curated record. Gene Ontology annotation, biological process: transcription initiation at RNA polymerase II promoter; positive regulation of transcription elongation by RNA polymerase II.
UCAUAUCCUGGUCAACAACUUAACCUAAUUUCUACUAGAUCAGCUGUUAGAUUAAAGAUAGAUCGCGCAUAAAUAAAUGUGAGAUGGUAUUCAGUCUAAGUUUUUUUUGAAUAGUGCUAGUAUUUUGAGUAAAAUUGUGUCACUUUCAAUUGUGCAAUUUCGAAGUGCUUAAGUUUUAGAUAUUUGGAUAUUUUUAACAUGGCAGCAGGUUCAUCGUCACAAAAUGUUUCUGUUCAAGAAUUCACCAUAAGGGUGCCAAAAAUGAACCAGAGAAAGUACCACGUGAUGAGAUUUAACGGGAACCUAGGCGUGGACUUUGCAAAAUGGACUCAAGUAAAAAUGGAGCGUGAAAAUAAUAUGAAAGAAUUUAAAGGCAUUGAUGAAGAACAGCCGAAAUUUGGUGCCGGAUCGGAAUUCGGUAGAGAAGCUAAAGAGGAAGCCCGAAGAAAGAAACUUGGCAUAGUAGCAAAGAAAUAUCGCCCAGACGAUCAACCCUGGAUAUUAAAGUGUUUUGGAAGCACUGUUAAAAAGUUUAAAGGAAUCAGAGAGGGUGGUAUAUCAGAAAACACGGCGUAUUAUGUAUUUACACAUGCUGAAGAUGGGGCAAUUGAAGCUUUUCCUCUAUACGAGUGGUAUAAAUUUCAAUCUAUUCAGAGAUACAAAGCUUUGUCUGCUGAAGAAGCCGAAAUGGAAUUUAACAAGCGAAACAAGCAUUUGAAUUUCUUCUCUCUCAUGAUGAGGAAACGACUGAAAGGUGAAGAUGACGCAGAUUUAGAUGAAGAUGGGGAGAAAAGUAAAAAGACGUCAAAGAAAAAAGAUAAGGAGCUAAAAAUAUCUGAUAUGGAUGAAUGGAUGGAUAGUUCUGACGGAGACUCAGAUUCUGAUGGUGAUGAGAAGGUGGAAGAGGAAGAUGAUGGGGAGAAAAGCAAGAAAAAAAAGAAAGGUCCACCUAAGCCCAAGAAAAAGCGAGACACGGAUUUGGAGGCAGUUGAAGACUCUGAUGAUGGAGAUGAGGAAGGCAGAGAGUUAGAUUACAUCAGCGACAGUAGUGAAAGUGAGCCAGAAAAUACAAAUCUUGAUGGUGUGUCUGAGGAAAAAGGCUUGAAAAAACUGCUAAAUUCUGACGAGGAAGAAUCAGAGGACUCUGAUAAGGAGGACAAAGAUAAGAACAAUGAAGAAGAUGAGAAGGAAGAUGAAGCAGAAAAAAAAGCUGAUGAUGAUAAGGACAAGAAAAAGAAGAAAAAAGACAAAAAGUCAAAGGACAAAAAGAAGAAAGAAAAUGAUCCGGACGAUGAUUUCAGUUCAGACAGUUCUUCAGAUGAUGACACAAAAAAAAAGAAAAGUGACAAGAAAGAUAAGGAGAAGAACGAUUCUAAAUUCGAACCUGUAAGUGAGAACAGUAGUAGAGCAGCUAGUCCCACUGUUGAUGGAAAACGCAAAAUUAUAAAUGAUGUGAUAGCAGGUCCUAGCAAGAAACCAAAAUUGGAUUUGCCGAACUUUAUUCCAGGAUUGGCCGAAUCAGGAGUCACCGAGGAUUCGGUUCGUAAAUACUUAAUGAGGAAACCAAUGACAGCUACAGAGUUACUGCAGAAAUUCAAGUCUAAGAAGACUGGCCUAUCCAGCGAACAACUCGUUAACUUUAUGACGCAGAUUCUGAAGAAAAUCAAUCCGACCAAGCAGACCUUGAAAGGGAAAAUGUAUUUGUCGAUAAAAGCUUAGUUUUUAUCACUUAAAAGACUUAAUGUCCGUUAUCAUCGUAAGUUCGAAAUGUUAUAUCUAUGUACUAAGUGAUAAAUAAGUAUGACUUUACGGCAACUUACUUUUUCUAUCAAGCUAUAUGAAGGAACCAUUUAUUUUAAAACAUUGCCGCAUAUAUCGUUAAAAUUUAAUAAAAUCUUUGUGGAUCUAGCAAAUUUUGUAUAUACAUAUACUUACUUAAACUUGUAUUUUAUUAUUUAGUUUGGCAAUAUAAUUAUAUACAAUUUGCUA